ACGUUCGCACACAUACGUAUGUAAAUGCAUACAUAAAUAUUAGUAUAAAAUCGUAGUUGAAUACUUGCUUUUUAUACUCGUUUCUACUCAAAACAACUACUCAGCAGUUUUGCUCUCACGCUAGUUUGUUGUUCUCCGGCUUUUGCGCUAUCAACACGUGGACGCUCGCUAUAAACAAAUUAAACUAAAGUGUUUGAUUAAGAUCGCGUAUAUAUUUUUCAAACAACAAUUCGAACGUUUCGGAAAGUUGGCCGAAGAAAAACUAAACUAAAAUGUCUCAUCGCGUACUCGUUAUUGGUGGUGGCGGACGGGAGCACGCCAUCUGCUGGAAGUUAGCCCAAUCGACCCAAAUAGCGCAUAUCUAUGCUCUGCCCGGAAGCGUUGGCAUUGCAAAGAUCGAGAAAUGCGAGAGCCUUGGAUCAUCGCUCGAUGAAAAGGAUUUUGAGGCCGUGGCUCAGUGGAGCAAAGCUCAAAACCUUUCUUUCGUUGUUGUUGGACCCGAAGAUCCCCUAGCUCUGGGGUUGGGUGAUGUUUUACAAAAGGCAGGAGUUCCUUGCUUUGGUCCCGGACAGGAAGGCGCACAAAUUGAAGCGGAUAAGAAAUGGGCCAAAGACUUUAUGCUUCGGCAUGGUAUUCCCACGGCACGUUACGAAAGUUUCACGAACACCAUUUUGGCUAAGGAGUUCAUUAAAAGUGCUCCUUAUAAGGCCCUUGUAGUGAAAGCCGCUGGCUUGGCUGCUGGCAAGGGCGUCGUCGUAGCUAAUAAUGGGGAUGAAGCUUGCCAAGCAGUUGACGAAAUUCUUGGACAACUGAAGUACGGUAAAGCUGGCGCCACGCUUGUCGUUGAGGAGUUACUCGAGGGCGAAGAGAUAUCCGUGCUGGCCUUUACUGAUGGUAAUACUGUGAAAGUGAUGCUUCCUGCCCAAGAUCAUAAGCGAUUGGCCGAUGCUGAUAAAGGUCCAAAUACAGGCGGCAUGGGGGCUUACUGUCCGUGUCCACUGAUUACAGAAGAAGUAUUAAAAGUGGUAGAGCGGGAGGUAUUAGAACGAGCGGUGGAUGGUCUUAAAGCAGAAGGAAUCACUUACCAAGGCGUGCUUUAUGCGGGCUUAAUGUUGACGGAAGAUGGUCCCAAAGUCUUGGAGUUCAAUUGCCGUUUUGGAGAUCCAGAAACACAAGUUAUACUGCCGCUGCUGCAAACAGAUUUAUUUCAAAUCAUGACAGCUUGCUGCAAAGGAACGUUGAAUGAUAUUUCUCUGCUGUGGCGCCACGGGACAUCCGCUGUGGGUGUUGUUUUAGCAAGUGCUGGCUAUCCAGAAACGUCAACGAAGGGCUGCCUUAUCACGGGUCUGCCACUUGAAAACACGGACACUCAACUUGUUUUUCACAGCGGCAUCUCAGUAAAUGCUGCGGGUGAUGCACUCACCAAUGGCGGACGCGUUCUCAUAGUGGUGGCCCUGGACGAUAGUCUUCAGACUGCUGCAGCGAAAGCCACAAAAUUAGCAGCGGGAAUUAUCUUCGCCGGUGUAGGCGCACAGUAUCGCACAGACAUAGCGCAUAAGGCCUUCAAGCUUUCCACUUCGAUGAGCUAUCGAGAUAGCGGUGUCGACAUCGAUGCUGGUGACGCUCUUGUGCAAAGAAUUAAGCCGCUUUCGCGUGGCACACAUCGGCCUGGAAUAAUAGGAGGUCUAGGUGGUUUCGGCGGACUUUUUCGCAUCAAGGAUGUGGAUGUGAAAAGCGAGCCUGUUAUUUGUGAGGUCGUGCAUGGUGUGGACGCCAAAAUUAAGCUGGCCCUUGCUUACGAUCAGUAUGAAAAUAUUGGCUACGAUCUAUUCGCAAUGUGCGCUAAUGACGUCCUGGAGAUGGGUGCCGAGCCGGUGGCUUUUCUAGACUAUAUUGCAUGCGGAAAGCUGCAGGUGCCAUUGGCAGCGCAAUUUGUCAAGGGAAUUGCCGAUGGUUGUCGCGAUGCGCGCUGCGCUCUAUUAGGCGGUGAGACUGCAGAGAUGCCUGCACUCUAUGCCUAUGGUCAGUACGACCUGGCCGGCUAUUGUGUGGGUAUCGUAGGCCAGUCGCAAAUCCUACCUCGUUUCGAUUUAUACGAGGAGGGUGAUCUGCUUGUUGGCUUGCCCUCCUCCGGCCUACACUGUUCCGGCUUCAACGCCUUGCUUAGCAAGUUAAGUGGAAGUGACAUUAAACUGAAUUCUCCCUCCCCCUGUGGAGAUCGUGGCUUGACAUUAGCCCAAGUUUUGGGUAUGCCCACAAAACUAUAUGUCCAGGAGGUGUUACCACUGCUGAAGAAUGGGCAUGUAAAGGGUUUGGUUCACAUUGCACAUGGACUUAUUCACGACGUUGGGCGCCUACUACCCCAAGAUUUUGGCUCUGUCUUGGAUUUUGGGGCUGUGCCAGUGCCUGAGGUGUUUGGCUGGUUGGCCGCUCAGCUAAAGCUCAGCGCCAAUGCAUUACUGGAGCAGCAUAACUGCGGUAUAGGAAUGGUGCUGGUUCUACCUAAGGACAGUCAUGUGUGGCGGAGCCAACUGACCGGUUCAAAGGUGCUGGGCGUGCUGAAGCGACGCGAUACAGAUGGCGGUGCGCAAUUACUGAUACGGAAUUUUGAGGAACAACUGGUUCAGGUUGCAAAGCUCUACGGCGGCUUGGGCAAUAAUAAUUUGCCCACAGAAGUAAUGAGUAUACCAUCCACUAAACUCAAUCAAUUUAUUCGCACUGAGUGCUUUGAGAAUGCGUCGGGCCGACGGUUGACUCGAGUUCCCCCACGUUUCAAUGACCCGGUCCUUGUUUUGGGCACCGAUGGAGUUGGCACCAAGCUUAAAAUAGCUCAGCAGAUGGGCCGCAACAGCACUGUAGGCGUCGAUCUGGUGGCCAUGUGUGUUAAUGAUAUUCUAUGCAAUGGUGCCGAACCCAUCAGCUUCUCCAGCUACUAUGCCUGCGGUCAAUGGCAGGACCAACUAGCACUGCAAGUGGCAGAGGGCGUAGCAGAAGGUACUCGACAGGCCAGAAGCAGUUUAAUAGCCACCCACAAUGCAUCCGUGCCCCUACUAUACGCUCCGCAGGUCUACGAUCUCGCCGGCUUCGCUUUAGGUAUUGCAGAGCGGCAAAUCAUCCUGCCCCUUCUAGAGAAGAUUGCUCCUGGCGACGUGCUCAUUGGACUGCCGUCUACUGGUGUGCACAGUAAUGGCUUCAGUCUGGUACAUGCUGUACUGAAACGUGCUGGACUGGGCUUCGAGGACAAGUCACCUUUUAGUGAUCGCACCAUCGGGGAGGAGCUGUUGGUUCCUACUAAAAUCUACUUAGAGGCGAUAUCACCUUUACUAUCCAGACAGGAGCACGGCAUUAAGGCGUUGGCGCACAUAACAGGCGGCGGCUUAACGGAGAAUAUUCCGCGCGUGCUGCGGCCCGAACUUGCUGUUCGCCUGGAUGCCCUCAAGUUCCACAUACCUUCGGUCUUUGGUUGGUUGGCAGCGGCUGGGAAUAUUGCUAGCUCCGAGCUACAACGCACUUAUAACUGUGGCCUUGGCCUAAUCCUUGUGGUGGAACCAGCGGCUGCAAAGUCGGUCCUGGACAAACUUCGCUACACAGAACGCGCCACUAUUGUGGGCGAGGUUGUGGCUCGUAAAGCCACUCACGCUCCCCAGGUGCUUGUGGAAAACUUUGAGGAGUCGCUUGCGCGCACACAGUCUUCGUUGGGGCUGCCGCCCAAGCGUGUUGCAGUACUCAUCUCUGGCUCGGGCAGCAACCUACAGGCGCUUAUCGAUGCAACGCGAGAUAGCGCACAAGGCAUGCAUGCCAAUAUUGUGCUUGUCAUAUCAAAUAAGCCAGAUGUCUUGGGUUUGGAGAGGGCUUUUCGUGCUAGUAUCCCUUCACUUGUCAUUUCCCAUCGCAACUUUGAAUCGCGCGAGGCCUACGAUGCGGAACUUUCACGUCAUCUGCGUGCAGCCCGGGUAGAUCUAGUGUGCCUGGCAGGUUUUAUGAGAGUUCUCAGUGCGCCUUUUGUACGCGAAUGGCGUGGACGCCUCAUCAACAUACAUCCAUCGUUAUUGCCAAAAUAUCCAGGUCUGCAUGUGCAACGCCGCGCUUUGGAGGCGGGGGAGCGUGAAUCGGGCUGCACAGUUCACUUUGUAGACGAGGGCGUAGACACGGGAGCCAUUAUUGUGCAGGCUGAGGUGCCCAUUUUGGAUGGAGAUGACGUCGACGCAUUAUCACAGCGCAUUCACACUGCAGAGCAUUGGGCCUAUCCGCAGGCUCUGAGGUUGCUUACCAACGGCCAGGUUUCGUUGAGCUCGGCUGGAAAGCAAGUAAUAUAAUCGGAUAACCAGCAAGUAAUAUAAUAUGUAAUAUACCGUAGAAUAAGUUGUUUCUUUUAAUAAUAAACUCUGACCAGCUGUUCUGUAUACAUUUUUACAAA
Messenger RNA from Scaptodrosophila lebanonensis, 4417 nucleotides. It is a transcript of the gene Gart, whose product is annotated as trifunctional purine biosynthetic protein adenosine-3. The record is from RefSeq and is a predicted model, not a curated record. Gene Ontology annotation, biological process: adenine biosynthetic process; 'de novo' IMP biosynthetic process. The transcript is spliced from 7 exons. Gene Ontology annotation, cellular component: cytosol. Bases 273 to 4316 code for a protein of 1347 amino acids. Gene Ontology annotation, molecular function: phosphoribosylformylglycinamidine cyclo-ligase activity; phosphoribosylamine-glycine ligase activity; phosphoribosylglycinamide formyltransferase activity. Lineage: Eukaryota; Metazoa; Arthropoda; Insecta; Diptera; Drosophilidae.